UUUGUAUGGUUCUAUAGAGAGGGCUUUGGAGGCAUCCAUCUAAUUUCACUCCCAACUUUCCAACUCAAACCCUACCAGAUUCUAUCUUCCGUCUGCUACCUCCUUCUUCUCCAUCGACCAUCGAAAUCAAGGUAAAUUAAAAUAGAUAGAUGGCUGGCGCAUUUUGGGCGACCCGCGUGCUGGAGAAAGUGAAGAAGCAUGAUUCUGGAGGACUCCUUUGGAAGAGAAUCAAACUCACCACUACCCGUAAAGCCAAUGCCAAGAAGCGUCUUCUCCGUGUCUGGCAGAAUGAAGCUGUUCUCAAGGCAUGUUCUGAACCAGCUCCUUCAGGAAGUUCUUCUCCCGCUGCCAACAAUGUUGCAAAGAGUAGUUAAGUUAAAGGGUGUCUCCACUUAAAGGUUUUUCCAACCGUAUUUUAGGUUCCCAAUUCUGUAUUAGUUUUUGCUCAGGAAGUUGAAAAACUGUAGCAGGAUGCUUCAAUUAGCCAAUGGUUUUAACUUCCUUACAAAAACCACUUUGUACGUUGUAACCUCUUUAGGGCGCAUAAGCUGCAAAUCCAUUACUGCUUUUUAGAGCUUGAGCUGCAUGAUGUGUCAUGUGUAAGGAUUACUAUCUUUCAUGGUUUUUUGUGAAUAGUCUUUUGGCUAUUUUAUGAAAGCCAAGCAAUGGUUCUAAAUUGUGGUUAUUGGGAUGCAUAUUGCAGUUAUUUUGAUGUGAAUUUGGUUCAUAUAUUAUUACAUCUGUAUUAAAUGUAA
Vicia villosa (hairy vetch) is the source of this 755-nucleotide messenger RNA. RefSeq lists its product as uncharacterized. The transcript has 3 exons. Bases 150 to 374 code for a protein of 74 amino acids. Lineage: Eukaryota; Viridiplantae; Streptophyta; Magnoliopsida; Fabales; Fabaceae. The record is from RefSeq and is a predicted model, not a curated record.